GGAGGUGGACCAAGGACUCGUAAACAACUUUUUAACUAUUAUCAUUCAUCUCUACGCAAUGUUAUCGAGCGUUGUUUUGGAGUUUUGAAGGCUAGAUUUCCCAUUUUGAAGCAUAUGCCUCCUUUCGCUCUCAAGAAACAAGCACACAUUGUUCUUGCAUGUUGUGUUAUACAUAACUUUAUUAGGAUCCACUCUGGUGACGACACUCUGUUUGAAGGUGCUCAAAAUUAUUGCACGGGGGAGAAUGCCAAUGGAGUGCAAGAAGGACAAGAACGAGAAGCAUAUAAUCAUAGUUCAAGCCAAACUCGAGCGAUGGAUGCACGACGAGAUGGAAUAGCAAACAACUAACAGAAAUAGAAUGGCA
This is a messenger RNA of Linum tenue, 364 nucleotides long. NCBI's taxonomy places the organism in Eukaryota, Viridiplantae, Streptophyta, Magnoliopsida, Malpighiales, Linaceae. The record is from the annotation of a GenBank genome assembly.